AUGUCUACCGCACGCUUCGCUCCUCUCCUGAGAACUCGGGUGGCAGUUCCCACUACUAGCUACCAGGCAAUUCGUUCUAUCUCUGCCACCGCAUCAUACAACAAGGGAGCUGUGGACGCAACUAAGGACACCUUAAAGAAAGCCGAUCGGGCUGUUUCCGAUGCUGCUGUCAAGGGCAUCAACAAGGGUGAGCAAGCCGCCCACCACCUGAAGGACGCCGUCGGUGCCGGAGCCCAGCAAGCAAAGGAGAAGUCUGGAGAUGUGAAGGGCGAGGCCGCCGAGCUUGCAGGCAAGGGCAAGGGCAAGGCCGAAGAGGCAAUGGGCGAGGCCAAGGGCAAGGCAAAAGAAGCAGCGGGCGACGUUGAAGCCAAGGCUAAGGAGGCCAAGAGCCGCCUUUAA
This is a messenger RNA of Penicillium salamii, 399 nucleotides long. The record is from the annotation of a GenBank genome assembly. Lineage: Eukaryota; Fungi; Ascomycota; Eurotiomycetes; Eurotiales; Aspergillaceae.